AUGGCUAGCUUGGCACUGGGAACCAUUCUUGCUGUUCUGGCCUCGCUCAUCAUCACUGCCAAUGUACUGGUGGCCAUCGUCCUUCUUCGCCUUAUCCAGAAGAGUGGCUACAAGGGACACUAUUUUGUCCUUAAUCUCGCUGUCGCAGAUGCCAUGGUUGGCUUCACGGUCAUGGGUCUGGUCAUGGAUGAGUUUUCCAAGCUCUUUUAUCCACCCCAGAUCUUCUGUGUCCUGCGAAUGGCUUUUGUGACUUCCUCUUCUGCUGCUUCUAUCCUAUCCUUGACUCUAGUUGCGUGUGACAGGCACUUGGCAAUCAGAAAGCCUUUCCACUAUUUCCAGUUCGUCACGGGCUUGCGGGUUGGGGUGCAGCUGGUGGGGCUCUGGCUGCUUGCCGCUAUCAUUGGCUUUCUCCCAGUGUUUGCCCCAGUCUUUCAGAAGAUCUCUGCUCAGGAAAAGUGUUCCUUCUUUGGAGUCUUUCACCCCACCUACAUGCUCACUGUGUCCUGCAUCGGCUUCUUUCCAGCACUGUUUCUCUUCAUUUACCUCUACUGUGACAUGUUGAAAAUUGCCUCUGUGCAUGUGCAGCAUAUCCGUGAAGUAGAACACGCAGGGCUGGCUGGGAGCUGCCCCCCACCCCACACCACUAGUGACAUGAAGGCCUUGCGCACCGUGGCUAUCCUCAUCGGGUGCUUCGCACUGUCCUGGUUGCCGUUCUUCAUCGCCAGCAUCGUGCAAACUGUGUGUACCGAGUGCUUCCCCUACAAAGUCAUUGAGAGCUACCUCUGGCUUCUGGGACUGUGCAACUCCCUCCUGAACCCCCUGCUCUACUCCUGCUGGCAGAAGGAUGUGCGGCUGCAGUUCUCCCAGCUAGCUGCCAGUUUAAAGAGGAGAGUCCUCCUUCACUUGGGCAAUCGCCACCGUUUCCCCGGCAGAGGCACCAAAUCCCUUCCUACUGUGUCCUGCUUGCGGCUCCAGGACUGA
Cygnus atratus (black swan) is the source of this 981-nucleotide messenger RNA. RefSeq names its product G protein-coupled receptor 119 (gene GPR119). The coding region runs from base 1 to 981 and encodes 326 amino acids. The record is from RefSeq and is a predicted model, not a curated record. Gene Ontology annotation, cellular component: membrane. Gene Ontology annotation, biological process: G protein-coupled receptor signaling pathway. The transcript has a single exon. Gene Ontology annotation, molecular function: phosphatidylcholine binding; G protein-coupled receptor activity. Lineage: Eukaryota; Metazoa; Chordata; Aves; Anseriformes; Anatidae.